UUGACCUAAUUACGGCCCCUGCGUGCGAAGAAAUUUUGCAUAGCAAAAAAGGUCGCAUUUCCUAAAUACUGGCUCACUUAUUGGCUAGAAAUACAAUUUGCGAACGCAAUAGUCAUUCCAGGGAGAUUUUAAACCGCCAAGAUGUUAUAUUGAUUGUUGCUGUGAAUCGCAAUACGACAUUUUUCUCACUAAACGUUGUCAACAUGGCGGUCCAUUUAAACGUUUAGAGUUAUUGCCCUUGAUCCCAUCGGAGAAUGGGAAUGGAGUUCAAUGCACAGUGUUAGUUGAAACAAAAUGAUUUCAUUACCCGGAGAGGAUUUUAUUCGCAUGAAGAUAUGGAACAAUCGACUAAGUUGACGCAAUCCAGACUUGUAGCCGCAACUGUCUUAGAACCAAAGGAUGAAUUGAGCGAGAGAUUUGAACAGUGCUACAAUGUCGUUCACAAUAUUCGAAAUGGAAUGUCCGACAGAGAGGCAAACGAUGCACUCAAUUCGUAUGUAUCGAAAGGCUCACCGCAGCAUGAGGAAGUACAACUGGGUUUGUUGUAUGCAAUCCUUACUGAUCCAACAGCAGCUGUCAAGAGUUAUCGGGACAUGACUUUGAUCAGUCGAGAUGCUAUGUCCCUUGUCCUCAGACAUACAAAUCAGAUAAUAUUUGAGAAAUGGUUGAAGCUCCUGGACAACACUCGUGUUCAGGUGAUCUGGCUGUUGAGAGCACUGGUAAAAAGUUCAGUGAAUGGAACAGAAAGUGUUUGUUUGAGUCUUCUCCGACAAAUAGCUGGUGGAGAUGUUUCUCAGAAGAAUAUCUGGCUUACAGAGAAUAUGCUUGAUGUAUUUUCAGAAAAUAGGACAUGGCUAGACAAGAUCCCGUCUUUGAUAGCUACCGUUGUGUACACAUAUCUGCGAGUUAUUGAGGACCACAACGGACCAGUGUUUGUCAAUUUAAGACAGCGGGAAGUGGAACUCUGUAUUGGUCUCAUCCGAGAAAAGUGGACAGACUGUAUCCACAUUGGACGAGACCUUGUUAGACUACUACAAAAUGUCGCCAGGAUCUCAGAUUUUGAGAAGCUAUGGAAAGACAUGGUACAAAACCCUACAGCAAUUCAUGCACAGUUCACAGGUGUUCAACAGCUGAUGUUAAUGCGCACGUCGCGGAAGUUUUUAAUUAGUAGAUUAACACCUGAUAUGGAAACAAAACUUGUGUUUCUGGUUACCAAGGUUAAAUUUGGGCAGCAUAAAAGAUGUCAAGAUUGGUUCCAAAGACAGUAUCUGUCGACACCAGAGAGUCAGUCACUGAGAUGUGAUCUGAUACGCUAUAUCUGCGCAGUGUUUCACCCUCCAAAUGAGUUAAUCUGCUCAGAUAUCAUUCCACGCUGGGCAGUCAUUGGCUGGUUACUGACCACAUGUACGUCCAAUGUCGCUGCCACCAAUGCCAAGCUAGCCCUGUUUUACGACUGGCUGGUCUUUGAUCCAGAGAAAGACAGCAUUAUGAACAUAGAGCCUGCUAUCCUGGUGAUGUUCCACUCCAUCCGUCCCCACCCUGCCAUUACAGCCACCCUGUUAGACUUUCUCUGUCGGAUAAUGCCACACUUCAGUUUACCAUUAAAAGUGCAUGUAAAACAGGGGAUUUUCACAUCACUGAAGACCAUUUUAGACAAAAGAGUUUUGCAGUCUUUGUCUCCGUUAUUUGACAAUCCAAAGCUAGACCGAGACUUACGAGCUUUAAUUCGAGAAAACUUUUUGGAGUUCUGUUCACAAGAAGUCAAAGAAGAGCCCCUCAACAACAAGGAUGUGAUUGAGAUUGACAACGGUAACCAUGUCGACAAUAACCUGUCGGACGACCAUGCUGCUUUCAGCGAUGAGGACGAUGAUGUGCCGAUAGGUCAAUUAAAGACGUCAGAAACCAAGUUCCAGCCGAUACAGGACACACGUUACCAACCUGUAGACAUCACUGACAUCCUCCCACAGCUGGGCGGGGACCUCCAGGAGUUCACCGAGCAGCUACAAGCAGAAAAGGACCCAGAAAUCCAAUGUGAGAUCAUGGAUAGGAUUAUGCAGACAGUACUAAAUGAAGACGAGUUUGAUCAAGACACACCCACACCCCUGGCCACGUGUCUUUGUGAGAUCAUUAGCAACCAGUUCAGCACUUCUAUAUUUCCUCAGGAGACCGAUGAAGAGUCUUUAGAAGAUUCAAUAGGUUCACCAUUAUUUGUAAUGUUUAGAUUUUUAUGUACGCUGUCAGAAGAGGAUCCCAGCCGUCAACCUGUGUUACAAUUACUCGGGGAAAUGUACAGCAGACAGCCGCGGAUAGGCUACCACCUACUGUACUUUGUUAAAGUUGGGAAAGUAAACGAUGAGAAGAUGAGCUCCUACAAAGAUUUCUGUAAAAGCCUAGACAGCAAGGAUCUGGAGUCAUGUCUGAUGAGUGACCUGAAGCUGGCCCAAGAAGACGAUAUCCGAUUGUUCACGUUUAUAAUGCCAGAUAUCUAUACCAAUUUUCCAAGGAUAGCUAUUGGAAACGCUGAGCUGCUGAAUAUGAUAGUUUCCGCUAUUGAUGGGACACAGCUUCAAGAUCUGAUUUGUCAAAUUCUCCAGGGACACCUAGUUAUGUUCAGGAAGGAUUCCUUUUUGUCUGUUUUGAAUGCCAGCCUGGACUGGGAGACCUUGGAGCAAUACUUUCUGUGGCAGCUCAUCACGGCCCAUAACAUCCCUGUAGAGUACAUCAUGCCAAUACUGCCAAAACUGGACUUCAUGUGUCAUGCAGAAGCCAUGUCCAGUGUGCUGGUUCUGUUGAAGAUGGAAGGACCAUCAGCAGACCUACUGCGGCCAGUCCUUUGCCGCGACUGUAAAAAGCAUGACUUUUUCACAGUAUCUAUCCUCAAGUACUGGGCCCAAGAGUUUGAGGACAAGUUGGCCGAUCUUAUCUUGUCACAGGUGAACAAGCUAAACAGCACACCUAAAAAGAGACAAAGGACUGGGUCAACAGCAUCUUCUAAGAAAGAGAAUGCCAGUGUAGAACAAGUACUGUCACAUCUUGACCACAUGCGACAGGUGUGUCGUAACAUAUCAUUUUUGAACAAUGAAAACAUUCAGCAAGCUUUACAGCAAAUACAGCAGUCUGCCAGUGAAUCUCUCAAGACAAGGUAUGGCGACCUCUUGGCCCUGGCAGAGGACAUAGAGGAUGUGAGAACAACACGAGUGCUGAGAGGACUGCCUGUUAGAAAAGCUGCAAGUGCUAGUGCGGCCAUGGGAAUAGAUAAUCGACUUUGUCGUAUCAACAAAUCAAAGAAACAACCUCAGGACUAUAGUGAUAGUGCUACAGAAAGCAGUGAGGAUGAGGAAAUUAAACCAAGAGCAAAGAAAAGGAAGAAAGCCAUUCCUGUGGGCGAGGACAGUGAGUAGUGGGCAGGAAGCCUGAACUGUGAUAUCAGUGCCUCGGUUACAAAGAUCCGACAAUUUUCUGAAUUUUUUUGGAAAGAACCCCUGCCACUAGAUCUCAAGACUAGGGACGGUGUGGUAUCUUUGUGGAACAUAUUCCUAAUAUUUCAGUGACUGGAGCUUGUAUCUCUAUCAAUUCUCGGCAUGGUCAUUUUACUGGCCAUUCAAGAAGUAUUGAGGCUAGGCAUCAUACAGUGACCAAGUAUUGCAGAUAGAGAUGAUUCAGUCACUGGCAUCCUUGUCUUGGCAGUAUCAGGGCUAGGCAUCCUGCUAUGACUUUCACAGUAUAUAGGCAAUGAAUGGUCCAAUGAAUUGCAGAUUCUUAAAGCAAGGAAAAGUCCCAUGAAUUGCACAGACUUUAAGCUACGGAUGGUCCUGUGGCGUCAUUCGUGUCUCUAUGUCAAGGCUAGGCAUGGUCCAGUGACUGAUGUCUUGGUCACGGUAUCAAGACUUGGAUGGUCCAACAACUGGGAUGUCAUUCGUGUCUCAAUUUUAAGGCUCGGAUGGUCCAAUAAAAUUUGACAUCUUUAGUGUCUCAAUAUCAAGGCUCGGAUGGUACAUCAACUGUAACAUCAUUCGUGUCUCAAUAUCAAGGCUUGGAUGGUCCAUCUACUGUGAUGUCAUUCGUGUCUCAAUAUCAAGGCUGGGAUUGUUCAUCAACUGUGACAUCAUUUGUGUCUCAAUAUCCAGGAUAACGAUGGUAUGGUGACUGCUCUCUGUGUCUCGGUAUAAAAGAUAAGUCCAGUGGCUGUGUGAUCCUUAUCUCAAUAUUAGACCUAGGGAUGGUUGUUACAAUAUUAGGUGAUGUGUGCGACUUAAUUAAAUAAAAUGUUAUAGCCUGUUUUUAACUUUUAAAGUGACAGUGUCACUUAACUCAAUGUGAAAUGAAGCAGUUUCAUGCUGGAUUUCAAUGGUACAUCUGAAAUUUCACACAAUUAUUCCAAUAAAAGGAAAAAUUCUGGAGAUUAAAAACUCCAUACAGUUUUUCAAAGAAUUCACAAAAAAAGUCAUCGACUAUGAACAGGACCGACAGUUACAUUGGGUAUGUGUGACCCUUGAACUUUGACCCUGAAUAUGUAUGUCCUGUCACAGUAGCUGUAUGUGUGACCCUGGAACUUUGACCUUGGAUCAAAUCUUCAGUAACUGUAAACCCACAUGUGUUGACACUGGAGUUUUGACCUUGGAUGAAAAUAUUGGUGACCGUAGCUGUAUGUGUGACCCUGGAACUUAGACGAUGGAUGAAACUAUCAGUAACAGUGAUCAGAUGUGUGUGCGACCCCUGAACUUUGACCUUGGAUGGGGAUAUUAACACUGGUAAUUUGUGUUACUAUGGAACUUUAACUUGAAUUAAGACAUGUGCCCAUUGUCAUGUGUUUACUUGGAACUUUGAUCUAUGAAUUGUUGCCCUAUAUAAAUAUAUAUGGGGUUGUCUAUUGACCAAAAAUAUCUGUUUAGAUCUACACAGUGGUGUACAACUGUAUGUUUCUGUUACUUUGUAAACACACCUGGACAACAGCGGGACAAAUUGAACAUGUUACACAGAGGCAGCAUCUCGUGCAUUUUCAACAUAUUCAAUAUUUCAAUAUUUUCAUAAUAUUAUAUAUACAUUUAGGUAUGUAUAAGUCUAGGCUCAAAGGGCCAAUUAAUAGUAUGCCAAUAUGUAUUUGUCUGUCUGUCUGUCAUCAUUUUCUUUAAGAAUAAUCAAACGUAGUACAAAAGAUUCAGAAGAAGCAUUAUAUUUUGAGGUUCA
This is a messenger RNA of Mizuhopecten yessoensis (Yesso scallop), 5187 nucleotides long. RefSeq names its product integrator complex subunit 3-like. Bases 336 to 3401 code for a protein of 1021 amino acids. Lineage: Eukaryota; Metazoa; Mollusca; Bivalvia; Pectinida; Pectinidae. The transcript is spliced from 32 exons. The record is from RefSeq and is a predicted model, not a curated record. Gene Ontology annotation, cellular component: cytoplasm.